AUGUCGGACACGCACUACGCUGAGAAUGUGGUCAGCGCUGAAGGGCAGAUGAUGGCCUACCAGGAGAUGUGGUGGAGCCAAGAGCGAACCCGAAAAAGGGACAGCGGACUCGCCUUCAGCUCGGAAGAAGCAGUCCACGGCGACGACGCCGGAGCCUGGAGCCUCAAGAUGCUCAAACGACCGCGGGUUUCGGUUGAGACACCGUUCCGCAGAUACAUUACGAUCGGCCCAGGAGAAGACCCAUUCCCGCUUUAUGGAAAGCAGGCCAUGGAGAGCAUGCCGGCAGUCAAGUAUGGAAGCUUGGAAGAUGCAGCAGCGCGGCGAGAUGCAGCCGUGCUCCUCGAACAAACCGUGAGCCGGGAACGUGGAGACAGGCACACCAUUUGA
This is a messenger RNA of Diplodia corticola, 387 nucleotides long. RefSeq lists its product as uncharacterized. The record is from RefSeq and is a predicted model, not a curated record. The transcript has 2 exons. NCBI's taxonomy places the organism in Eukaryota, Fungi, Ascomycota, Dothideomycetes, Botryosphaeriales, Botryosphaeriaceae. The coding region runs from base 1 to 387 and encodes 128 amino acids.